Paramormyrops kingsleyae is the source of this 1932-nucleotide messenger RNA. RefSeq names its product solute carrier family 25 member 35 (gene slc25a35). The record is from RefSeq and is a predicted model, not a curated record. Lineage: Eukaryota; Metazoa; Chordata; Actinopteri; Osteoglossiformes; Mormyridae.
UCGGCCGGAGGUGUUCCGCGGUUAUAUCCGCACACAAAAGCACGCUGGACCUCCACGAUGCGACAGACAUAUAGGCCGAGGUGACACAUAAGGACGGAUUUUGGGGGAGUUCUUGCUAAAAUAAGAACGAGUAUGACGAAGUGAAGAGUUACUUCUCAGCGAAAGUCACAUAGAGGAACCGCCCCCGGCAGUCCCUGAUGAGCAGACCUGGAAACGCCGGCAGAUACAUCGGCAAUACCGCUGCCUUCUGACACGAGAUCAUGGAUUUCAUCCUGAGCGGGGUCGCGGCUUGCGGAGCCUGCCUUUUCACCAACCCGCUGGAGGUGGUGAAGACGCGGAUGCAGCUCCAAGGGGAGCUGAAAAGCCGGGGAUCGUACCAGGUCUACUACCGCAACGUGUUUCACGCUUUCUACACCAUCGGCAAGGUGGACGGGAUUGCGGGACUCCAGAAAGGACUCGUCCCGGGACUCGUUUAUCAGUUCUUCAUGAACGGUGUCCGCCUCGGCUCUUACGCGAUCAUGGAGGCGUCGGGCUACAUCCAUACGAACGGCAGGGUCAGCACGAUCAAAAGCACCGUGGCCGGUGCUGUUGCUGGCGUGGUGGGUGCCGUGAUAGGCAGCCCCAUAUAUUUGGUAAAAACUCAUCUUCAAAGUCAGUCUACCUCCUCCAUCGCAGUUGGACACCAGUACAAACAUCGGGGGAUGAUCCACGCCCUGGUGGUCAUUCACAAGGAACACGGCAUUCUGGGACUGUGGAGGGGCUCUAGCGCAGCUGUGCCCAGGGUGAGCGUGGGAUCAGCCGCUCAACUUUCCACCUUCUCCGCCUCCAAGCAGUUUGUUUCUGAUAUGCAGGUGUUUUCCAGGGACAGCUGGCUAGAGGCUCUGAGUGCAGGCAUGGUCAGCAGUGUGGUGGUGGUCUUGGCCAUGACCCCCUUCGACGUGGUCAGCACCCGUCUCUACAACCAGCCCGUGGACCAUAUGGGCAAGGGGCUGAUGUAUAGAGGGUUCGUCGACUGUUUCUCCAAGACGCUGAAGAAGGAGGGGCUGAUAGGCCUGUACAAGGGGCUGGGAGCCUCCUACUUUCGGCUGGGGCCUCACACCAUCCUGUCCCUCCUCUUCUGGGACGAGCUGAGGAAGCUGUACUGCCCCCACAGCUAGCGGCCAAGAGGGAAAUCGGCUCACCUUUAAGCUGCUCGUUUUCGGGAACCAGUCUGCAGUUUUCCACUCUUGGCAAAGAACCGGGUCAGAGUUCAUGGAGCUGAGACCACACCAAUAAUGUCCAGAAAUAUACCCCCCCCCCCACGUAACUGAUGCAGGUCAUCUGUCCUGAACCCAAGCCAAUGAGACACCCCAGGGCCCACCCACUCCGAUGCUUCCAUCCAGUAGCUGUGUGGAAAUUACACGCCGUUACCCGGUGGUGUGUCAUGUUUGCACUGCUCAACACAACCUAUAUAUAUAUAUAUAUAGACGUUUUUAUAGAUGUUUUUAAUCUGGGGCUGGUGUCAAGUUAAUAAGAAAUGGUUUCUACAUAUGUAGUCUGCGCACAGUGUCCAGACCCGACAGGUUUACGUUUUAUCACAUUGCCGCAGUUUUAAAAUGCUUUUAACAUUAAUGACAUCAUCCAGCCUGUCCAUAGUGUGCAGAUAGAGUUUAGGAACAUACUCAUCCAGAGUUUAUUAAAAAUAACAGCAACCAUCCUGAAUUAGGGUAAAAAACACAUUUUUAAGUUUUCUACUGUAAUGUGAGGUCACUCAUUGCCUUCCAUAUGGAGGAAAUUUAGUUUGUUUAUGCACUUGAGAUAAAAUUCUAAUUUGUGUUUAACAAAAAUCAUUAUUAAUCAUUACUUUGAUUUACUAAAAUAGUCACAAACUGUGAUAGUCUUUAACUGGAUUGUAAUAACUUAUUUAACUUAUUAAAAAUUUAAUUUUUACAA